Messenger RNA from Candida albicans SC5314, 390 nucleotides. RefSeq lists its product as uncharacterized. The transcript has a single exon. NCBI's taxonomy places the organism in Eukaryota, Fungi, Ascomycota, Pichiomycetes, Serinales, Debaryomycetaceae. The coding region runs from base 1 to 390 and encodes 129 amino acids. Gene Ontology annotation, cellular component: endomembrane system; membrane. The record is from RefSeq and is a predicted model, not a curated record.
AUGUUUGGAUCUAAAGAUAAAGAACCUACUGAGAUUUUCAAGAACAACGAAAAAUUGAGUAUCAAAGACCUCCCUAUUUUCACUCGUUCCCAAUUAGCCCAAUAUAAUGGAACCGAUAAACCAGAAUUGUAUGUUGGUAUAAGAGGAUAUAUAUACGACGUUACUUCUAAUUCCAACAGCUAUGGUCCUGGAAAGGCUUAUCAUAAAUUGGUUGGCAAAGAUGUUAGCAGAUUGUUAGGGUUAAAUAAGUUGAAAUUGUUAGAGGAUAGUGAUGAAUAUACUUGGUAUACUGAUGAUUUGGAUGAAAAGCAGCAAGGUAUAAUUGAUGAUUGGGUCAAGUUUUUUAAAAUGAGAUACAAUAUCGUCGGUGUAAUUGUUGAUCAUAAUUGA